This is a messenger RNA of Silurus meridionalis, 5034 nucleotides long. RefSeq names its product oculocutaneous albinism II (gene oca2). The transcript has 25 exons. Gene Ontology annotation, biological process: melanocyte differentiation; transmembrane transport; melanin biosynthetic process. The record is from RefSeq and is a predicted model, not a curated record. NCBI's taxonomy places the organism in Eukaryota, Metazoa, Chordata, Actinopteri, Siluriformes, Siluridae. Gene Ontology annotation, cellular component: melanosome membrane. Bases 316 to 2787 code for a protein of 823 amino acids.
UGUAAAGCUUGUCGAGGAUGAAUGUUUAUUCACUUCUUUUAAUUGUGGACCGAUUCUUCAUUUUGAUAUUGUGUAUUUAAAUCUUAAUGAGGACCUCGUGUGAUAUUCAGCAGGUCCUUAUAAAGAGAACUUCGUCCCUCCUAUGGACCAUCCUCCAUCUCUGCAGUGAUCAGCUCAGGAAAAUCUUGGUCACUGUUUCAGUGUGGAGAUCCUCACAGCUCUGACUCAUUCAGCUAUUUUUCCUCUCAAUGAAGAGUUUCAUUUAAUUCAUCAUCAUCAUCCUUCAAGUUCUUCAGGUUUUUUUACAUUUCAAGGAUGUAUCUGGAGAAUAAGAACAAUUUAGAGAUGGAGAUUUCUCAGACGGGAGCUCAGGGACAUCAGAAGUCAGAGGCUGUGGCUGAAAACUUUGAUGAGCUGCGUCUCUUAGAGGGAUUUUCUAAAAGAACAGAGACGCAGAAGCUGCUGCAGGCCGCUGCAGUGCCACCGGGACACCACAUCAUCUACACCGAGCACCAGGAUAACAGGAGAAACUUCAGCAUGGUGAACCUCUUGAGAGGAAAGCCAAGCCACACGGAGAGAUCACCACUGCUGCGUAUCACUCAGGACGACGAUUUAACAUACAUGACUCUGCGUGACCCCGGCUUUAGCUCCAGGGACGAGUAUUGGGACGGGAAUUCGGUGGAGUUGGAGCGAAGAUGUCGAUUGGGGAGUGAGGUGACCAGUCUGUCCCGUUCCGUCUCCACUGAUAAAACUGAGAACAACUUCAAACUCUCCUCCAACCUCAGAAACUGUUUGCGAGUCACAAAACUCGUGACCAUCUUCAUCAUCGUCAUUCUCUGUACACUGCUGUUCAGUAUGUUUCCUGAUCGUGAUCGUCCCUGGCGGAUGCUGGCUAUCUCAUCCACCUCGAGCUUCUCCAUGAACUUGACAAAUUUCCGUGAGAACGCGCUGCUGAAGCUUCAGGUGGGAGGGCCGUUUCAGGGUGGGAUCGAGGAUGUUCCUGCGCAGGAGUACAUCGUGGUGCAGGUGGAACAGACAGUGGAGAUUUCGGCCCGUAAGAAACGAGUGCAACAGGUGUUUUAUAACUGGACUAUACCUUUACAUUCCAAACGGAGUGACCAGAUUCUCAAAACCAGGACCUUUUCAAUGCUUAAUGGAGCUCCAAUCCAGAUUAACGUGCAGGCCUUCCUGCAGGACAAUCAGGUGGUUCCUCUGUCCAUGACUCACCAGGCGCUUUCUCUACGAGUGGAAACUCAGGUGCUGAUCGCUGGACUCAUCCUGGCUGGAGUUUACGUGCUGAUCAUCUUCGAGAUCGUACAUCGUACUCUGGCGGCCAUGUUGGGAUCGCUGGCGGCUCUGGCAGCUCUCGCUUACGUUGGAGACAGGCCCAGUCUAAUGACGGUUGUGGAGUGGAUCGACUUUGAAACAUUGGCUUUGUUGUUUGGCAUGAUGAUUUUGGUGGCCAUUUUUUCCGAGACUGGCUUCUUCGAUUAUUGUGCUGUCAAGGCGUAUCAAUUGUCCAGGGGACGAGUUUGGCCGAUGAUCAUCAUCCUGUGUCUCAUCGCUGCCAUUCUGUCUGCGUUCCUUGACAACGUGACCACCAUGAUGCUCUUCACUCCUGUAACCAUCAGGUUAUGUGAGGUGCUGAAUUUAGACCCCAGACACGUCCUGAUUGCUGAAGUCAUCUUCACCAACAUCGGAGGAGCCGCGACCGCUGUUGGAGAUCCACCCAAUGUCAUCAUCGUCUCCAACCUAGACUUACGCAAAAAGGGACUGGAUUUUGCUGCGUUUACAGGCUACAUGUUCCUGGGCAUCUGUCUGGUUCUGCUGACCUCCUUUCCCUUCCUGAGGAUUCUCUUCUGGAAUAAAAAGCUCUACAACAAAGAGUCCAGUGAGAUUGUGGAACUGAAGCACGAGAUUCGGGUGUGGAGACAGACAGCGCAGCGGAUCAACCCUGCCAGCCGAGAGGAGACGGCUGUCAAGUGUCUUCUCAUGGAGAAGGUUCUCAACCUGGAGAGCCUCCUGCGCAAGAAGCUCCGGACCUUUCAGAGGCAAAUAUCUCAAGAGGACAAAAACUGGGAGAGCAACAUCCAGGAGCUCCAGAAAACGCACAGAAUUACAGAUAAAGUCCUGCUGGUGAAGUGUGUGUCGAUACUCUCUAUAGUCAUCUUCAUGUUCUUCCUGAACUCCUUUGUAGCCGGGAUUCAUCUGGAGCUGGGUUGGAUCGCAGUACUGGGUGCUCUGUGGCUCCUCAUUCUGGCUGAUAUUCAGGACUUUGAGAUGAUCCUGCACAGGGUUGAAUGGGCCACACUCCUGUUUUUCGCCUCACUGUUCGUGCUCAUGGAGGCUUUGGCUCAGUUGCAGCUGAUCGACUACAUCGGAGCUCAAACCGCAGCUCUAAUUAAAGCUGUACCAGAGGGCGAGCGGCUGGCCAUCGCUAUCAUCCUGGUCAUGUGGGUCUCGGCUUUGGCUUCCUCACUCAUAGACAACAUUCCCUUCACUGCUACGAUGAUUCCAGUGCUGAUUAACCUGAGCCAGGAUGACGACGUGAACCUCCCCGUGAAACCUCUCAUAUUCGCUUUGGCCAUGGGGGCGUGUCUCGGAGGUAACGGGACGCUGAUCGGUGCGUCGGCGAAUGUGGUGUGUGCCGGAAUCGCAGAACAGCAUGGAUAUGGAUUUUCUUUCAUGGAAUUCUUCAGGUUGGGUUUCCCCAUGAUGGUGAUGACGUGUACGAUAGGCAUGUGCUACCUCCUGGCCACUCACAUAGGCCUCGGCUGGAACAUCUAAAUCUGCAGAACUGAACGAGGGACUGCACUGCGUCAGUGUGUGAUUUCCAAGGAAGAUGAUGAAGAUGAUGAAGAGAAAACUUCAAAUCAUUGGAACAAGGGAACGCCUGCUGUGUUUUUCCACCGGUGCUAUUACCAUCAUUAGUGUUAUUUCCACUGUUACGUCGCAAAUGUGGGAGGAGUUUCGGGACGUUUAUGUUGUCACACUUGAGCCCCGCCCAUUUGUUUUCUUUAUGAUAUAUCUAUACUCGUUUUGUUUUUCGCACUUGUAACCACACUGCAAUCCACCAGCACAAAAAUGAAUGUUUGCUCUAAGCGCAAGGUCUUCAUGCUAACAAUCGAACUGUCUUAGCUACAUACAGUACACUUACCGCCCCUAGUGUGAACUCUGUCUUCACCUGACAUAACCAUGUAUUAAACAUGUCACGGCAGGUUAUGGACAUGUGCAGUGAUGUGUUAUAGUUAUGACUAAUUAUCACAAUGUAAUUUAAUCAUUUAAUCUAAGAACACAUCUGCCUUGCUGGGAGAUUGUCUGUUUAUCACAAUAAAUUUCAGAUUAUUUUCAGAUAUUUUCCAAAAGUUAGGGGUCAGGGGUUAGGGUAGAGAGUUUAGGGAUAAGGAUUCGUUCUAAAACGUAGGGGUUGGUGUUAGGGUCAGGGGUUGGAGCCAGAGAUUAGAGUUUGGAGUUAAAGGUUAAAUGUAGGAGUUUGAGUGAGGGUCAGGGGUUAGGGUAUUGAUUUAAGUGUUAGGAGUUUAGGGUUUAGGGUUUAGGGUUAAGAAUUGGUGGUAAAAUGUAGAAGUUGGUGUUAGGGUCAGGGGUUAGAGAUUGAGAUUAAAGUUAAGGGUUAAAUGUUGCGGUUCGAGUGAGGGUCAGGGGUUAGGGUUAGAAGUUAGGGUUUAUGGUCAAGGGUUAGGGUUAGACACAAAGGUUUAGGGAUAGGGCCAGGGGUUUGGUUUAUAUUUUAUGGUUAAAAGAUAAGGGUUGGAAGUUUAGGGUUAAGAUUGCGGGUUAAGGGUCAUUGGUUGGGGUUAAAGUUAGGAUGAGGGUCAGGGGUAGGGUUAGUGUUUAGGGUUUAUAGCCAAAGGUUAGGGUUGAACAUCACGGUUUAGGGUUAAGGUCAGGUGAUGGGGUUUAAACCUCAUGGUAUAGAGUUAAAGGUUAUGAGUAUAGGGUUAGAGGUUAGAGAUAAAGAUUUGUGUUUUACAAGAAAUUAUCUACUUAACUGUUCUACUUAUUUCGACAUACUUUAACCAAUGUUUUCAUUCCUUCCAUCUUUCAUUCAAUCAUUCCCUCUUCGUGCAGAAUUGUCAGGAUUUUUCCUUUUAAGAGAAAUUUUGGAAACUGGACAUAAAACUCCAUAGCGCUGCAUUGGGUAACCAGGAAGUGGCGAUUUCGCAUAUGCACAAAACAAAUUGUAUUUCUGCUGUGGAGCGAGUAGCUACAACACUGUGCAAACUUUAGUUUCUUUAUUAUACCCCAGCCGGAGACUAAACAAACUUGCGGUCCGCCACUUAUUUCGUCUGUGAGGGAACUCAGAUCGUUACUAUGUUCCGCACGUAAAAAGAAUUACCUUUGGUACACGUGUGCACCAAAACGAAAGUCGUAAACUGAAACAGUUUGGUAGGAAUACGUGUACCAUUAAACCCUUAUUAGACUGCCUAAAUAUCUUCUUACCAUCACACGGUUCUUUUUAUAUAAUUGUCUAAAAAUGAUUCUAGCUUCGUUUUAGUUUUUCAGGCCAUCUGAUGAAAGGGAUUUUCAUUUGUGCCUUGAAAAAACAGAGAAAAUAUGAACAUGGAAUAGGAUUGAUCACAUUUUUUUCCUUCUGUCCUCUAAUCCCCGUGAACUGCGGCGGAUCAACUAAUACGAUAUGAUCUGCGGAUAAUAUUGCGUCUGCUUUCGUCGUUUCACUUUUCCUUGAUACAGGCGACUUUAAUUACGGCAGGUUUAAUGAAACUCGUAGCUCAUAAAACAGACCUUCAGCUCAUUUCAUUUUUCCUUUGUUAAUUUAAAUGGCCCACAUUGAUGUACUUUAUAUUUCUAAAUAGCCAUGAAUGCAUUUCUCCAUGUGUCCUUCACCACCUAUGUUUCAGGCAGUAAACUGUUAUUAUAGAUGAAUGUUUUAUAAAUCCUGUACUCAUUACACUGGAGCUGAUAAGAAGUGGAAAUUAAACCCAACUUAUAUUGUACUGUCAAACUGUUUCCUGUUUAUAUAAGUGCAUAGACUAGAUUCCACUUUUAUAUAAA